Messenger RNA from Epinephelus lanceolatus (giant grouper), 3290 nucleotides. RefSeq names its product chromosome 19 C2orf42 homolog (gene c19h2orf42). Gene Ontology annotation, cellular component: nucleus. The record is from RefSeq and is a predicted model, not a curated record. Lineage: Eukaryota; Metazoa; Chordata; Actinopteri; Perciformes; Serranidae.
GUCGGGAUGUAAGGAGGAAUGGCGACGGUCGAGACGGUUUUGGAGGCCAGAGUGGAGCUGAUCUGACCAAACAGAAGCCAAACACAGUUUGAAUCUCUUCACGUCUGACUAAACUGUUAGUGAUAAAGAGUCCCAAAAUGGAAACUGAAGUAACAGUGUCCUCCUCAUCGAGUGUGGUCUCAACCUCCGCUCCUCAGACGUCCACUGCUCAGGCCAACCUGGCUGCAAAGCAGAGAGACAACAGGAAGACGUCCACAACUCCCGCCUUCCUCUCCAAUCUGGGGAGGGCCACAUUGCGGGGCAUUCGUAAGUGUCCACAGUGCGGGGUCUACAACGGCACCCGUGGGCUCAGCUGCAAGAACAAAGCAUGUGGGAUUUCCCUCCGAAAUGCGUCUUCGGCAGCGGGCAGGAGCAGCAAGAAAUGUGCGGUGGAGGUGGUAAAAGUGAUAAUAGACAGUGAGGAGAGAGCAGGGAAAGAGCGCGAGGGUGGAGGAGAAGUCCUGGGCAGCAGCUCAGGUGGAGGAGUGCAGGUGUUUUCAGUGUGUCAUAGAGGAAGAGGAGCCACAGUGACACAGUUGGGCUUUGUUGAACUUGUUCCCACUGAUACUGCUAUAGCAACAGGUGACGGUGCCACCCUGCUGACACGCAUCAAUCUGGGCCGCUGCUUUUUGCCAUCCUGCAGGCAGGGUCAAAGGUCAAAUCAGGGGGAGACAGAACCAGCAGUGGUCAGUUCAAAACAGUCCUCAGACAGCCUCUGCAUCCACAUCAAGCAAGCAAUAGAGUGUAGGAGCUGUGCAACGCCACUGACCUUAAAGAGCUCCAUCCUUGAGGGUUUGCAGGCCUCCAUUCAAGCCAGGGAAGAGCUGUGGAGGCUGGCCACAGAGUCUCCAGGCCCACUGGUGCAGCGUGUCGCAAAAGAUACCCUGGUAGUGAAGUGCCACACAGAUUCCCAGCAUCCUCUGGGGCUGCUGCAUCUCACUGUAGGUGCAGGCGGACUGUCUGAGGUUUCAAAGAGCGAGAGAAGGGGAGAAAAGCAGCAGCAGCAGCAGCAGAAAGAUGCAGUCUUCCACUGUGCCUGUCAGGUUAGCAGUAGCAGGAGAAGUAAGCCUGGUGUUGAUGGAGCAGGUGGAUCCACCAACUCUCAUCCUCCACCUCCCAGCUCGGUCACGUCACAGCCAUGCCUUCACUUUUACGCCUGUGUGUGUGCCUUUGCAAGCGAUGAGAAGCUGGCAUCAGAGUUUGCUGCUUUUAUCAGCUACACCCCCAGUGGUGUGCAGCAAAACGCCUGCUGUAGAGCAGUUAGUCCCAGUGAGAAGCCUCUGCAACAGGCCGAACCUGUCAACUCUCUUCAUAAAUCAAAGAAACUUCGCCUGGAUGAAUCUCUCUCUGCCCCCUCAGUGGUCUCUGUCUCUGGGGUGGGGAAGGAGGGAGUGUCAGCCUCCGGCCUGAGGAAAGCUGGUCAGAGGAAAGCCCCUGGUGCUGGUGGGCUGAAGGCUCCAGGGAGUACGCAUGUUGUGGAUGAGCGCAUAGUGACGAUGGGCUUCCAACAGUGGCUGGCCAGCGUCACAGAGAGGAUCCACCAGACAAUGCACUACCAGUUUGAUGGGAAACCACAACCUCUGGUCUACCACAUCCCACAGGAGUUCUUCAACGCUCUGCAGCAUCGUCUGUCGCUGGGCUCAAAGAAGAGGAGACUGCCAAACUUCACAACAGCAUUUGUGAGAAAUGAUGGACUUCCUCUCGGCUCUUUCUCCAAGUACACCUGGCACAUCACUAACCUCAUGCAGGUCAAACGCAUCUUCGACACCUCAGAGUUGCCUCUGGAGGUCUCUCAGAGUUUUGUAAAGAACAUAGAUGGCUCUUACUCACGUUUUCGCUGCCCUGAUCCUCCGCCUGAACCAGACCUACACGAGGGAUACAGGACAGAUCGGCCACAGGCUAUAAAACCGAUGGAGCUCCGCACUUUCCUUAAAGUUGGGCCAGCAGAUCAGAAGGAGGCCAGUCCGUUUGUGAUCGAGUGGAUCCCAGACGUUCUUCCUCGCUGUCAGAUGGGAGAGCUCAGGAUCAGCUUUGAAUUUGGCCACCAGCAGAGCGGCCAGCCCGAGAAUUGUGACAAAAUGAGUGCAGUGGAUAAAGGAGGCCGUAACAAGUCAGACUCAACUCAAUCCAAACAAACGAAGGCUGUUGAAAUCCUUCAGGUGGUUGUCUGAUAGCUCUCUGGUCUCCUUAUUAUACACUGACAAUAAUAAAUUGGAACUUCCUCUCUGGGGCAGUUUAUCGUACAUACAGUAUUUGACUUACCAAUAUAUCAAUGUUAUAUUAGGCAAUUUAUAAAUACUCAAUUGCCAUGUGAAUUACACAGUGUGAUACUGAUCAACAGUAGUUUUAGACAAUCUUGUUUGUAGUGAAGCACUUAUCAUAAUGCCUUUUCCUCAAAAUAUUCAUAACAUCAAACUUACAAAAAACAAAAGAGAAGUAUAUUUUUGGAAAAAUAUUUAAUGUUUUUAGACAUAGCACCUAAACAUUUUUACUCAAGACAGAUCAUACAACCAGUAAAACAGAAAAAACAGUCGGCUAGUGACACAAAAUAAGAACUUUAAAUCAUUUUUUAAAAGCAUUUUUAAAGUGGAAACAGAUGACUUUCCAAUUUUACCCUCCCCUAUCAUUUGCAAGUGGCGUUAUUGUCGGCACCACUGUUGCGAAGAAAACUGGAUGGCUUUCUAUUUUCCACACAGCCUCGCAACUACCAGCAACACAUGACGCACCGCAUUUUGUUUUCAGCAGUUAUUGUGGUUGUUCCACUGUCCGCUACUUCCACCACUGGGGAUAGUUAUUGCAUAAAACUUACAUGAUAGUCUUUGGUAACUGAUAGCUACCAAUAGCUUCUGGAGAAAAUAAAAAUGCCUUUUUCCUCCCGUCUCGGUUGCACAAUGGUUGACGCACUUCCUUUGUGCCGUAAAUCGGGUCUUCACUUUCCUAAGAGAUUGUACCUGGUGACAGACAGAAUUGCGAAGUGACAACAAGGCUCACAGGGAACCAAUCUAAACUUAGAUGGUGUCAUUAUUGAAUACCCUUACACUGUGCAAUAACAACAUUUCCUUUACAAUGAUAAGAUAAUGUCUAUUUCCACUUUAAAAACGGGUAAAUGUGCUGGUUCCUAUGGGAAAUGACACAUUCUGUAGAUCCUAUUUCCUGAAGGUGUGAAAACAUCUAUGUGUGUUAAAAAGAAGGAUUUUUGUCCUGAUUGUUUUUCUAUAUUAACAUAAAGAAAAUAAAACACAUUUAAUUGA